Molecule: messenger RNA, 1315 nt
Organism: Culex pipiens pallens (northern house mosquito)
Lineage: Eukaryota; Metazoa; Arthropoda; Insecta; Diptera; Culicidae
Gene: Vamp7
Product: vesicle-associated membrane protein 7
Exons: 4
Coding region: 381-1115 (244 amino acids)
Biological process (GO): vesicle fusion; exocytosis
Cellular component (GO): membrane; SNARE complex
Molecular function (GO): SNARE binding; SNAP receptor activity
Source: RefSeq, a predicted model, not a curated record
AGAGAGAAUAGGUAGAUUGGCCCUUGAAGAGAGAAACACUCUUCGGGUGAUAUAGUCUACGACGUCAAAAUAAUAAGGGGCUGGCCAAAAUCAAAAUAUUUUGCAAAUAAAUCUCUGUUUAAUGUAGUUUGUUGGAAUUUGAAAGGUGAAACAAGUGAAGUGAUUAGUGCUGUGCGGUAUUGUGGAGCUAAAUUAAUCGGAAAGGAAGAUUUUCAAUUCCAAGUAGUGUUUAGUGCAAAAUAUUGUUUGUAAUGGUGCCUCCGUGAACGGAAUUCGACCCACUUUUCCGUGUUGUUUUGUUGAAUUUUUAAUUUUUAAGCGAGUUGGCCGUGUACGGACCACUUAUCAACUUUAGUAGCGUUUGAAGGACCGGCCCGAGGAUGCCCAUCCUGUACAGUGUGAUCUGCCGGGGGCCCACCAUCCUGGCCAAGUACGCCGAGUGCGUGGGAAACUUUGCCGAAGUGACGGAGCAGAUCAUUCCGAAGAUCAAGCUGGAGGACCACAAGCUGACGUACUCGCACGGAAACUAUCUGAUUCAUUACAUUUGCGAAAACAGGAUCAUCUACAUGUGCAUCAGUGAUGAUGGCUUCGAACGGUCGCGGGCGUUCCUGUUUCUCACGGAAAUCAAGAAAAAGUUUAUCCAAACGUACGGGCUCACGGUGGCGACGGCCAUCGCGUACGCCAUGAAUACGGAAUUUUCGCGGACGUUGGCCCACGAGAUGAAGCACUACAGCGAGUCACGGGAGGUGGAUGCAAUUAGUCAGGUGCACGGCCAGAUCGACGAGCUGAAGGAUAUUAUGGUGAAGAACAUCGAGAAUAUCACGAAUAGGGGGGAGCGGUUGGAGCUGCUGGUGAACCAGACGGAGAACCUGCGGAAUAAUUCCGUCACGUUCCGCCAGACGUCCCGCAACCUGGCCCGCACCAUGUUCUGGCGCAGCGUCCGGAUGUACUGCCUGAUCGGGGCGAUCCUGCUGUUUGUGAUCUACAUCGUGGUGAGCAUGUCCUGCGGCGGUCUGCUCUGGUCCAGCUGCAUCCACAGUGGCGGUGCCCCGAAGGUGACUCCGACGCCGGUUCCUCCCCCACCUGCUGCUCCGGCCACCGAUCCGGUACUUUAGAUUGGAGUCGUUUGUCAUGACGAUGGGUUCUUCCGACGAGACGGAACUUAGAUUUGUGUUGAAUGCAAUCGGAAAGACUUGAUCGAAACUAGGAGCAAAUAAAGGCUUUUUUUGUGUGGCAAACUCGAACUUUGCUGGUUUUCCAAAGGGGGUGAAUCCUGUUUUGUAACUUCUCUAAAUAAAUGUUUAGAACGGUGUAA